UAAUGAGCAUGAAAUUUAAGCAAAAGGACACUGGGGGCAGGAGCAGGACAGCAAUCUGAGUUUUCUCGCUCCUCCUGAGACCACUGCCACGUGCAGCUGGGCAGCUGAGGGUGUAACACCCAGGGAAGUCACCUCAGAGGAUGUUAUGGAUCGCCUGCCUUUGGGACAGCACUUGCCAGUUAGAAGCUACAGCUCUGUGUGCACUGAAGAUGAGCUGCAUCUGCUGGGAGCAGCAGAAAGGAACCCAUGCCCAGACAGGAGCAGGUUGGCAGUGGAGAUAGUUUUCUUGGCUGUUUGCACAGGCUCCAGCCUCUUGCUAGCAUUGCAACAGUUCUCACCUGGAGUUUUACCUGUUUAUGAUAAUUGUGCACAUGUUUAUGACAUUGUGCACACAGGGCUUUUCACACGCAGCAAGGGCAGGAGUGGAGUUUGGGCUGUGCUGGCUCGGUCCCACAGUGAUGGCUGAAGCCUGUUCUGUGGCGGGUCAAAAACCCCAACAUUUCCGUCGCAGAAGCAGAGAGGACUUUUCAUCCGCACGACAGGAAAGUUGGCAACUUAAAUGUUAAACUUGCCUGUGAUUGUUGGGUGUUGACAUCAUCGUGAUCUCACCGCUGUAACCGGAGCCCUCCAGCUUUUCCUCCAGCCUGCCUUUAAAUACCGGCCCUGGAGCCAGCACAGCACGCGUUCCUCCACUGGAGCCCGGGCCAGAGCCGGCAGAGCCCACGUCGAUGAAAGCAAAGCCAAGCUCCAGCGCUCCAGCCAUGUCCACGUCGCUGCGAGUGAGCCCCUCGGUGCACGGCUACCGCUUCGACACGGCCCUGCGCAAGAAAGCCGCGGCCAACAUCUUCGAAAGCAUCAACGAGGCAUCCCUGCAGAAACUCUUCAAAAACUCCGGGGACAAGAAGGCGGAGGAGAGAGCCAAGAUAAUCCUCGCCACCGACCAGGACAUGGAGGAAAAAACGAGAGCACUAAUGGCACUAAAGCAGAGGAGAAAAGACAAACUGCUGCAGUUCCUGACAUUUCGGAAAUACUCAAUUAAAGUUCACUGAACUGGCGGAGGCAGAGGAAACGGAGAACAUUUUGUGACGGGACUGUUUGAGACCUCCUGCCACACUCGGCAUGCUCCGCUGCCCCGUGGGCCUGGGGACCUGACAGUCCACGCACCACGCGAGCCGCGAGCGGCGGCGGCAGCAGCGGUGCCCAGGGCAGGACCGGUGCCCGGAGCAGCAGCGGUGCCCAGGGCAGGACCGGUGCCCGGGCACAGCACUGUGCACAGCGGCAGCAGCGGUGCCCAGGGCAGGACCGGUGCCCGGAGCAGCAGCGGUGCCCAGGGCAGGACCGGUGCCCGGGCACAGCGCUGUGCACAGCGGCAGCAGCGGUGCCCAGGGCAGGACCGGUGCCCGGGCACAGCACUGUGCACAGCAGCAGCCUGGUGGCCAGAGGCUCGCAGGGAGCGAGCAGCUCCCAGCUGGAGGCGGACGAGCUCCUCCGGGCAGCCGAGCAGGGGCAAAGCCACACACCCGGCUGUGACUCGGGACCUCCUGAUGGACUUGGUGCUCAGAGACUUGCGCCGGGUGCUUUGCCUCUCCAGCCUCGUUGCCCUAAAGCUUGAGGCCGUGCAGAGCCCCGGUGCCUGGCGGGGGGCUCUGGAGGCCGGUCGGCUGCUGGCCACGGUCCCUUUGCAUCGGUUAAAUGCACCCAAAUGCAGCGUGCGGUGCAGUAAGUUCAGCCGUCCGGGAACGCAUUUGCAGCAGAGACACUGCACAACUGUGCCUUUCCUUCCCAAGCUGUGUGUGCAGGAAAAGUCGUUUGCACUGAAGCAAUAAUAAUGACAGAUUUCCCUGAAUUUACUGUGAAGUUCCCUAAUAUUAUGGUCACUUACCACUAACACUAAAAUUCUAAAUAUAAUAUCUGCAGUUCUUUUCUGUGUAGGUUACAGUCACUAUUAGAUGAGUACUUACUUCAUGGCAAUAUUUUAUGACAAUGUUAUUAUUAUAUCGGCUAUAAUUUAUUGCAUACAGUGAUGUGAAAACUAAUAAAUUAUGAAGGAAAUAUAAAUUAUCUUGUCUGAA
Molecule: messenger RNA, 2072 nt
Organism: Lonchura striata (white-rumped munia)
Lineage: Eukaryota; Metazoa; Chordata; Aves; Passeriformes; Estrildidae
Gene: TCIM
Product: transcriptional and immune response regulator
Biological process (GO): endothelial cell activation involved in immune response; negative regulation of Notch signaling pathway
Cellular component (GO): cytosol; nucleus
Molecular function (GO): Notch binding
Source: RefSeq, a predicted model, not a curated record